UUUGAAUACAAAUGAGCUUCUCUCUAGUGGCACAGAUACCACACAUCCCCUCUCUCUCUCUUACUCACACACGAAUACACAAUCUUCCACACACGCUGCCUCUCGGUCUGUAUUGGAAGACAGCACAUGCAGUAAUUCCCGCCACUUAAUUGAUUAACCCAGGCUGCUUAUUUGAAGUGGCUAAUUAGAGAGGGAGAGUGUCGAGUGUGUGAGGAGGGCUGGGGAGUCGCUGGCGUGCUUUAUCUCCGUGUGCGCGUGUGUGAGUGUCUGUCUGAGGAGCUCCGGUACCACACUUCACUCUGGAGCAGGAGGAGGAGAGAAGAAGAAGAGAAGAGAUAGAGAGGCAGCUGGGUGGGGAGAUUUUCACAGCACUCUCCCUCAUCUGACAUGGCCUCCGCGUAGGAAUCUUGUGCCACUGCAACAGAGGAGCUAGGCAGCAGCGAGGUGUCUAAGGUGUGAGGAGAGAGAGAGUGCUGGAGAGAGGACAGGAGAGAAAGAACGAGAGAAGGCAGGAGAGAGAGAACGAGAGAAUGAUGGCGGCGGAGGAGGAGAAGCCGGGUUUGAAGAGCAGCAGCUCCAUCGUUCCCUGCUUCUUGUUUGUUGAGCUGGUGAUCAUGGCAGGGACGGUUCUCCUGGCAUACUACUUUGAGUACACAGACACGUUCCCCGUGCACAUCCAGGGCUUCUUCUGCUACGACAAGACGUUCUCCAAGCCCUACCCCGGCCCGGAUGAAACCAGCAAGAUACCCCCACUGCUGGUCUACUCACUGGUUACAGGCAUCCCCUGCUUCACGAUCCUGGUGGGGGAGCUGGUGGCGUUCUUUAUGAAGGCUGAGGGGACGCAAGAGAAGACCAUAGUGACAGCAGACUGCUGCUACUUCAACCCCCUGCUGCGACGCAUCGUCCGCUUCCUAGGGGUGUUCUCCUUCGGCCUGUUCACCACCACCAUCUUUGCCAACGCGGGUCAGGCGGUUACAGGAAACCAGACGCCUCACUUCCUGUCUGCCUGCCGCCCUAACUACACGGCCCUGGGGUGCACAUCCAACAUGCAGUACAUCACCCAGCCCCGUGCCUGCACUGGAAACCCCCUGGUAGUGGCAUCUGCACGCAAAUCCUUCCCCUCCAAGGACGCAGCGCUCAGUGUCUACUCUGCAGUCUACACGGUGAUGUAUGUGACGCUGGUAUUCCAGACCAAAGGCACUCGGCUGACCAAGCCUACGGUCAGCCUGACCCUGCUAUGCCUGGCCAUGCUGGUGGGAGUGGUCAAGGUGGCAGAGUACCGCAACCACUGGGCCGACGUCCUGGCCGGCUUCUUCACUGGAGGAGCCAUCGCUGUGUUUCUGGUGACGUGUGUGAUCAACAACUUCCAGCAGACGAGGCCCCCUCCCCCUCCCCCGCGGCCACAGCGCCCUGAGUCGGUGCUAGGCAUGCCGAUGGUGGCUCUGCCAUGUGUGGAGAGUCCUCUCGAAAAGUUAAGUGGAACUCAGACUCCGAGGGGAUCUCCUUUCACAGAGAUCACAUGACCAUCAGCCGUAUCGGUUCCCCGCCACCCCAGAUGUCCUCAUUCCGUCUCGCUCCAUUUCCAGCGAAGUCUAGACCAGCCACAUGAACAUGAACACUCACACGAACACCACUGCGCCGCCCACCCGGCAGGCCGCUACUCCACCCUCUACAGAUCCUACUCCACGCAGGUCUAGACUUUCAAAACACACGCACACAAACACAACACACACAGCAACCUCAGAACUCUACAAACCUCCCCCUAACCUUGUCCAAGCCCAAACCCCUGGGGGAACCGAGAGGUGAGCUCUCAAAGUGAGACUCGCAAAGACUUAACAGCUAUCCAGCUGAACAUUCAGUACAGUGUCAGGUACAGGUAUGCCUCUUUCAUUUUGUUGUUUUCAGAGGCUUCUUUUUUGUUUUGCAGACUUUUUUUGAAUGUCCUUCAUUGUGUGAAGUACACAUUUCACUGAUAUUGCAAGGUGAUGUUUCAUCUUCUACGUGCUUGUAAGGAGAAACUGUCAAUCCAUUUGACAACUGUGUUCUUUUGUGUUUUCAACUGUCUGUUGGAGAUGUCCUCACAGCCAAUGCAGCCAGUCAUCCUGAAACACUUCAGUCAUUUGUGUCUCUGUACACUUUUAAGAUGAAUCCAAACAACUGCUCAAUGAACGCUCUCUGCUGGCUUUAGGGCUCAUUUUCAGUAUCCUAGAAUGCGCCAAUCAUCAAAUAUCUGCACGAGUCAACAAACUCAAGUGAACAAAUGUUUACGGUCCAAUCACUUUCUGUAGCAACUGUGGUACUUAAUUACUGUACCUUCCAAAUACAGCAUAGAGACAACACACACAGAUCAGGAUCCUGGUAGGUCUAAACGCAUCGCAUUAGCUCUCUGGCAGACCUCUCAUCAGCUCUGCAUGACAUUACCCAGAUCAAAGGAUUCUGUUCAUAUCACUGAGGAGAAGACAAUACAAGAACAAACAGGAUGAAACUGCAGACAGUUUAUUUUUCUCCGCUUUCGAUUGGUUGCAACUGCAGCAAGUCAGCAUGAAAUAUAUAUACAGAUUUGGUAAGACCGGAUGAGACACAUUUUGAAAUACAUCACAAGUGACAGGACAUGAGCAUUGUACAGUACAAAACAUUUUCUUUUACACUCAAUGUAUCUGGACAGGGAACCUUGGUUACCAAAGCUUUGUCAUUGUGAUGUCACUAAAAUACUUGUUUACUUACACAUCCCUUUUGCCUGGAAUGGAACGGAUCACAUCGGCAUGGAACGGAACGCCACACUGGAAAACCAAGAUUCCCUGUCUCUGGGCUGUAGAGAGAUAUUAUUGGACUUUGCCUAUUCAUGUGAUUUAUUUAUGAGGAGAUUAAUCAUAGAUGUAUUUAGUUGAUGUGUAUAUAUGGUGUGGUUGCCACAAACAGUUUAAUUUUGAUUUGCACAGCCCUCACUCAUAUCCAGUGGUGUAGAGUACUUAAGUAAAAAAUACUUUAAAAUUCUACUUAAGUAGUUUUUUGGGGUAUCUACUGUACUUUACUAUUUAUAUUUUUACCAACUUUUACUUGUACUUGACUACAUUCCUAAAGAAAAUGAUGUACUUUUUACUCCAUACAUUUUCCCUGACAGCCAAAUCAUUUUGAAUGCUUAGCAGGACAGGAAAAUGGUCCAAUUCAUGCACUAAUCAAGAGAACAUCCCUGGUCAUCCCUACUGCCUCUGAUCUGGAGGAGUCAGGAAACACAAAUGCUUUGUUUGUAAAUUAUGUGAGUGUUGUAGUGUGCCUCUCGUUAUCCGUAAAUUAAAAAGAUUUGCUUAAUAUAAGGAAUUUGAAACGAUUUCUACUUUUACGUUUAACUAAGUAUAUUUUAGCAAUUACAUUUACUUUUGAUACUUAAGUGUAUUUAAAACCAAAUACUUUUAGACUUUUACUCAUGUAGUAUUUACUGGGUGACUUUCACUUGAGUAAUUUUCUAUUAAGGUAUCUUUAUUUUUACUCAAGUAUGAUAAUUGGGUACUUUUUCCACCACUGCUCAUAUCUCACCCGCCACUCUCCACUCCCUCCCACUGGCAUAUGGUUUUCUACCACUGUUUGGUUUUCUUCUUUGUGUUGUAUCCUGACUAUACCAUCACUGUGCUGUGUAAUGUUUCCCUCUGCUGGACAACACACACACACACACACACACACACACACACACACACACACACACACACACAUGAAAACGCUCAUAAGAAAACAUACAUUUAAUAUUGUCAAACUUACCAAAAUACACACACUUUUGGACGAACAUACACAUACUCAGCCAACGAAACAAACAAACACACACACUCACUUACCUCUCCUAAUCUCUAGCCUAUACCUCCCCUCUUUUCCACUUUCUUACACUUAAACCUGUUUGUAUGGUUUUGUAAAUAGUUAUUUUUUGUAAUGAGAACGUGAUUUUUACACAGACACCCCACUGCUCUCCUUACAUUAUGUGGUUAUGGAGAAAUGGGAACAUUAAUCGUAUUAACUGUAUUACUAAAGACAAGCGUGUAUGUAAAGGUCCUGGUCCACUCUAAAUCAGGCCUGGAUUGGACCUCUCCUCGUCCCAAACUGGCAGCCAUUCUGCAUCAAACCAGGUGCCCUCCCGGACCAAGGUUGGAGUCAACCGAAGAUGGCCCGUGGUUUUAUGCUAACAAUAGAAUCCCCUCAUGGUUUAGUUUCUCAUGUAAUAGUUCACCUGCCAGUCCAUAUUGGGCCAGUAACCGAAAGGUUGCUGGAUCGAAUCCGCAAGCUGACAAGGUAAAAAUCUGUCGUUCUGCCCCUGAGCAAGGCAGUUAACCCACUGUUCCCCGGGAGCCGAUGACAUUGAUUAAGGCAGCCCCCCAUGCCUCUCUGAUUCAGAGGGGUAGGGUUGAAUGCAUUCAGUUGUACAGCUGACUAGGUAUCCCCCUUUCCCUAUACACCAGAGUCAGUGAAUUAGGACAAAGUGCACUGUAUACAAGGGACUUAACCGUAUCACAAUUUUGAGCGGGUCUGUUGCUUUUACAUUUAAGUCAUUUAGCAGACGCUUUUAUCCAGAGCGACUUACAGAAGCAAUUACGGUUAAGUGCCUUGGUCUAGGGCACCUUGUCGUCUCGGGGAUUCGAACCAGCGACCUUUCAGUUACUGGCCCAGAGCUCUUAACCGCUAGGGCAAAACUGACAGCAGCUACAAAAUACUACACAGAUGGCUUGAUUAUGUUUGGGUCAGAAUGUGUGUUCCUCGGUGCACAUACAAUACAUCUGCAGUUUGAUUUAGUUCUAUUUUUAAAAAUAAGACGAUAAAUAAUGCAGGAACAAAAAAAAGUGUUCUGAGUUUUAACACUUCAUUUCAUCUUGUUACAACGUACCCUCUGUUUUGUAAAGAUUUGUCUGAUGAGAACAAUAAAUGGAUAUUGCAAUAAAAAGGA
Salvelinus fontinalis (brook trout) is the source of this 4924-nucleotide messenger RNA. Its product is annotated as phospholipid phosphatase-related protein type 5-like. NCBI's taxonomy places the organism in Eukaryota, Metazoa, Chordata, Actinopteri, Salmoniformes, Salmonidae. The record is from RefSeq and is a predicted model, not a curated record. Gene Ontology annotation, biological process: phospholipid dephosphorylation; signal transduction; phospholipid metabolic process. Bases 531 to 1523 code for a protein of 330 amino acids. The transcript is spliced from 8 exons. Gene Ontology annotation, molecular function: phosphatidate phosphatase activity.